UCACAGGCGGCUCUUUACUUAAAGUUGAAUCAGGAGCGGAGCGCAAAGUUUUCAGAGCCAGGACGGCGUUGCCUAGCAGCUGCGGGACGACUGACUGCUUCACGCUCGCUUUUUACCGGACUUCCCCCUUUCCUCCUCCGAACAGCUGAAAUCUGAUUUAUUGAAAGGAAUUUGUAAAACAGCAGUCAUGUCGUACACCGUGACACUGAAGGGACCCUCUCCGUGGGGCUUCCGCCUGGUGGGAGGACGGGAUUUCAGCACACCGUUAACCAUCUCCAGGAUAACAUCCGGCAGCAAGGCGGCCCAGGGUGACCUGUGUCCAGGUGACACCAUUUUGGCUAUCAAUGGUGACAGCACAGAGUUCAUGACUCAUAUGGAGGCUCAGAACAAGAUCAAAACAUGCACUCAGGAGCUCACACUCAUCAUCAGCAGAUCGGGAUCUGGAGAGAGAGUGUGGUCACCAACUGUCAGCGAAGAUGGAAAGAUAAGUCCGUACGCUGAGCCUGAUGCACAGAAUUUCCGUCCCAUCACCAGCAGUUCUGGGAACUACGGCCGUAAACCUUCGUACACCUCUGACCCGCCGUCGCCUCUCCCUCCUCAGCCCACUCACCUGAAUAAUGGACACACCAGACCCAACAACGGCCACAUCUAUGGAUAUGGGAACGGAAGUGGGCAUGCUCAGUACAACAACCCAGCCGGGCUUUAUGCUCACAAUGGCAGCAACGGGGACAGAUCCCUGCCAGGCAAGAUGGGAGGUCUCAGCCUGAGUGCCACACACAGUCCAGAGCCUCCUCAGUCCCCAGUGAGCCGUAAUGGUUUCGACCCCCAGUCAGAUGUCUACAAGAUGCUUCAGGACUAUGAAGAGCCAGUCUCUGCACCCAAACAGUCUGGAUCCUUCAAAUACCUCCAGGAGAUCCUGGACGCUGAGGACGGAGGUUUGUCACCAACAGAAAGAAUGAGAAGCUUAAGAUCUCCGGUCAGGUCUCCCAUACCGAAGCUGGGCAGCCCGAUCCCCAGCCCCAUGUCUGGCCUGCAGAAGCUGCCGCAGUGCUCACGCUGCUGUAACGGCAUCGUUGGCACCAUUGUAAAGGCCCGGGAUAAACUCUACCACCCAGACUGCUUCAUGUGUGACGACUGCGGCAUCAACCUGAAGCAGAGAGGCUACUUCUUUAUCGAGGACAGUCUGUACUGCGAGACCCACGCCAAGGCUCGCGUCCAGCCGCCUGAGGGCUACGACGUGGUCGCCGUGUAUCCAAACUCCAAGGUGGAGCUGGUCUAAGAGGAGGAGACUGGCUUCAUCUGUCGUAGAAAUGGGAAACCAAAAUCUAGUGGCGUGAGGAGCUGAGUGUGGUAGCCAGCUGUGAUCAGGCUCUGUCGUCUGACUGCUGAUGUUGGAUCAGUUUGCCUCCCUUGGUGUGAAAUUUUCAUGAUCCCAGAUCAGUACUCUCACUCUGACAGGUUUGAUAAAUGCGGUGCAUAUUGAGCAUAUUGAAAUUUGUAAGUUGAGGCCUGGAACCGAAGAAUCUUCAAAAACCAUUCAUUUGGACACUUCAUCAUUCAUCAUUCAUUGAAUCAUGUUUUAACCUUCCAAGAAAACCAAAUCACUUGCUCUCAUGAACUGUGUUCACAUGCUUUCAGAUCACAGACAGUAGUCUAAUAUUUAAUGUCAUUUAUGAAACUCACAAUGCACAUUUAAAAGAUGAGACAAAAACUAAAACUGAUUUCAAGAAAUACUUCUGUUUUCUGCUUAUAACAAUUUUUUGCUUUGCAUAUCCAUGGGGUCUGCAGUGAUCUGUGGUUUAAGUUUUGGUUAAAGGGGUUAAAAUGUCACUUAACAGUACUACAGCUAAAUAUUGUUCUUGUUCUGUUUCUAAUUUACUGCCAGUUCAUUUUUCACUUUUCAAUGCUGCAAAUAAGACUUUUUUCCCCCUAUUAGUGAACAUAUCAAUAACGUUGAUCAGAAGCUCAGAUUCAGAAGAAAUCAUUGAAGAAAAUAAAUCUGUAUGCAGAGUGAACUACAUUACCCUGCACUUAUUUCCACAUUAAAAUAGACAUAUUUUUAUACAGCUUUCCAUAAACAUGUCCAUCAACUCUAUGGUCAUUUUGCAGUAGAUUUGUUUGUUUGGCAGUCAGGAGAAGAACUGGAUCAAUAAAGUUAAAUACUUUUAUCCUGAAUAGAUCAAAAGUAUGCAUGCAAUAUCAAAUAUGUACAUUCAUCCCCCCUCAUAUUUGGCUAGAUAUCUCUUAAUUUGUACUUUACCUACAUGUUUUAUUGCUAUAAUCAAACAUCCUAUUGGGUGUAAAACCUCAGUGAAAAAUCUUGGUUCCUGACGCUGAAACCGUCUGUGAAGCUGAGACCAUAGAAACGUCUCAACGUCUCAACAUGAUCUCUAAUCAAAACCAGUUUUGAUUAGAGAUUCAGAUUAUUAUCCAGUUGGAACCUAAAUGGGUUUAAAGUUUCUGACAGUUCUCCUUCAUUUAUCGUUACACCAAAUCGGCACAAGUUUUCUUGGCAGAACAGAACCGCCACCCAGCAUGAUUCUGCCACUACUGUGCCGAUCACACUGAUCUUAUCUUAUCAGUGUUUGUCUUUGCCAGAAAAUAAAACUUUUCUGCAGAAGAUUUUCUGUGUUCAGAUUGUGUAGCUUCAACAAAAGAGGAAUUUAUUUUAAGGCUUUUUAAAUGUUUGUAUAGUUAUUAAAUCAGUUUUAAAUCGCUGAAGAACAACUUAAAAUGAUACUUUCAGUGACAUUAAAAUAUGACAUAAAAUUGUCAAUAAAUCUGAGCUUAAAACAAAUAAACUUUUUUUCCUGAAGCUUGGAAUCCGGCCGUUUGGAGCAGAGAACAGAUCUUGUCUGAGGAUGUUUUCUUACUUUUGCACCUGACUGGGAGAGGAAUUUCAACUAUUGCUCUGAAGCAUUCCUGCUCACACAAACAAGACUCCCUGGGUGUUUUUAAAGCCUCCUCCGGCUAAAACCAGAACCCCCUUCUUCUCCUGGCAGUUUUAAAUAUGACUUUAUGCAUUUGAGACUAGAGGGAACACAAUGGAAAUGGUUUCUAAUAAAAUUAAAAACUAGUAAACUUCGGACUUUAUGACAUGUGGGAGUAAUACCUGCAGCCUCGGGUUUUCUUGGUGCCAAAACAUCUCAUGGGGAGAGAAAAAGAGAGAAAUUGGGAAUAUGCAUGUUUCUAUCCUUAUUAAGAAUCCCCCAUGUGUCCACUUAGAGCCAAGGUCAUGAAGCCAAUAACAUUUAUUCAUCCAUUUCCUCUGAGGAGACGGGAAAGUGUCAGGAGGGAGAAGACUUGAGAUGAUAUGUAACUUCCUUUCCUGGAAGAAUAAAAAACAGCAUCAAAUUGUGACCAUCAGUCUUAUCUUAUUGUGCAUAGUGAAGUGAACUGGAUGGAGGAGAGUGAUAUUAUUCUUAAUUUUAGGAAAAUAUCUAACAAAGCUAUUUUUUAUAAUCUGAAAGAAUGAAUUUCACAGUAGUUCCUCCUUUGUUUUUAGCUUCUUUGCUUGUAAUUUCUUUAAAUUAUGUGAAAAACUUUAACAUCACCACAUGUUGUCUUUGAUCUUGUACAUAUUUUGUUUCAUUGGGAUUGGUUUAGAAUAACUUCUCACUUAUAGACCAUUUUUUCCCUCUGUUGUUUAACUUAUUGUACUUCCAACACAUUUUUCCUGUUUUUGUUUUUGUUUUUUGUAUCCUUGUCAUUUACUGUUCUUUCUUGGUUUAAAUAAAAUGAAAACUGUAAUUCCAUGA
This is a messenger RNA of Poeciliopsis prolifica (blackstripe livebearer), 3758 nucleotides long. RefSeq names its product PDZ and LIM domain 4 (gene pdlim4). Gene Ontology annotation, biological process: actin cytoskeleton organization; heart development; muscle structure development. The record is from RefSeq and is a predicted model, not a curated record. The transcript has 7 exons. Bases 188 to 1279 code for a protein of 363 amino acids. NCBI's taxonomy places the organism in Eukaryota, Metazoa, Chordata, Actinopteri, Cyprinodontiformes, Poeciliidae. Gene Ontology annotation, molecular function: actin binding; muscle alpha-actinin binding. Gene Ontology annotation, cellular component: filamentous actin; Z disc; adherens junction.